This is a messenger RNA of Cyprinodon variegatus (sheepshead minnow), 1251 nucleotides long. Its product is annotated as cerebellin-1-like. Gene Ontology annotation, cellular component: synaptic cleft; glutamatergic synapse. Gene Ontology annotation, molecular function: protein binding. Bases 351 to 974 code for a protein of 207 amino acids. The record is from RefSeq and is a predicted model, not a curated record. The transcript has 3 exons. Lineage: Eukaryota; Metazoa; Chordata; Actinopteri; Cyprinodontiformes; Cyprinodontidae.
GGCCACCUGCAUCAGUUCCAGCUAACUGGUGUAGCAUUCGGACCAGGACACUUUUACCUUAACUGAUGGAUCUUCUGUUUGAAAUGGAGCACUUUUCUUCUUGGCACCAUCUAAAAUAAAUCUCCAGAGAGAAUCCACCUUCAGUCAGAGCUAUCAGAACUUCGCCUGAAACACUAAUUUGUCUUGAGAGGAUUCCAUGGGGUAUGUUUUCUUUUCUGUUGAAAGGAUGACUUUGUAACCUGAGUUAAUUUGUGUUAUAAGAAAUCAUCUCUGAGGAGUAGCUCUGCUUUCCAGGAGGAAAACACAAACAACGAGCUGAAAACACUGAAACUUUGACAUACUUUGGAAAUAUGGCAUCCCGCUCUUUUAGUCCUGCACUUUCUGUGGUUGCCAAAGUAACCUGUCUUGUUGGACUGUUGCUUAUUGACCAAUGGGGGCCCUCAGGGAUCAACUGCCAGAAUGAUACGGAGCCGAUUGUGCUGGAGGGAAAGUGCCUGGUUGUAUGCGACUCAACUCCAACAGCAGAGCCGUCAGGCAACGCUCUGGGCAUGUCAGUGAGGUCAGGCACAGGUCGGGUGGCUUUUUCAGCAAUCCGCAACACCAACCAUGAACCAUCUGAGAUGAGCAACCGCACAAUGACCAUCUAUUUUGAUCAGAUACUAGUGAAUGUCGGCAGCCAUUUUGACCCAGCAACAAGCAUCUUUGUGGCCCCCAGAAAAGGAGUCUACAGCUUCAGCUUUCAUGUGGUUAAAGUUUACAACAGGCAAACAAUACAAGUGAGCUUGGUCCUUAACGGCUGGCCGGUGAUCUCAGCGUUUGCAGGUGAUCAGGAUGUGACGAGGGAAGCAGCCACAAAUGCAGGGCUGGUGUUAAUGGAGCGAGGGGACAAGGCUUACCUUAAACUGGAGAGGGGGAACCUGAUGGGAGGGUGGAAGUACUCCACAUUUUCUGGGUUUCUGGUGUUCCCAUUGUAGGGUUCAUUUAGGCUGGAGGAUGUUUUAAAUAAAGGUUGGCUUAUUUCCUAGAGCUGACAGCAUAAAGGAGGAAGCAAUGAUGGCUGGAUUUAUUCUGUGUUAUUAGGAUCCACAUUGGACUGCAUAUGAUGUGUAUUAGAAGAGUGAGUGAUUUAACUUUGCACCAGUCUUGAAUGUAAUGUCUGUGACCACAGCUCUCUUGUGGCUUGUAAUUUAUUUAGGCUAAUUGUGUCUCUAUGUGAUUGCUUCAAUCUGGUGUAAUCUCUUUAAUGCAUGA